GGUCUUGUUUUACUCGAAUACUAACAAUGAUGCGUCAGGCUGUUCUGGUUGAGGCUCGCUUGCACAAAAACUAGCGAAAGCAACGGCGACAGACGCACCCCAACAGACUUCCUACGGGCCAGUAGUGAUCGUUUACCUAUCCGUCGGGCCUUUGGUAGGCGUCAUACCUGGCAGCGUAAAAAAGGGGUUCCGCGCAAUGAUGUUGGAGGCAAGUCGCGGCGCGUCUCGUUCCAGGUCACGAAGUCGGCGCCGGAAGAAGGAUAAAAAAGAGUCUUAUGUUGCAAGGGAGUGUUGUUGAAUGGACUCAAGGAAGACGCGAGUAGAAAUCAGCUAGGAGGGUGAAUGGGCGUCGUGUCAAUUAUUUGUUAAACUCUUUUUAACGGAGAUAAGUGCAUGAUCGCUGCGAGGAUCAUCAUAGUACUCGGACUAUUUAUCAUCCCUCCAUCUAUUCCCUGUCCUUACCAUUUUCCGAGGAAUCGUUCUGACUAUCUAUCUUUAGCCUAGAGAUUUGGUAUCUAUCGAUCUAAUUUUCUGAAAGGUUGGAAAUUGAAACGCUGGACAAGAUGCCGACUUGCGCCAGAAAGCACAAGGCAGUUGAAGUGCUAAGAGAGGAGAGCAACAAGCUUCUGUUCAUGGGGCUGAAGAUAGCAAGGAUUCGGCACGAGCCUCUCAUUGUGUACACGGAGACAGACGGCAAAGAAGUCCGGGUGAGUGCGGAGAAGGCUAAGUUCGCGUCUGGUCAGCUGGUGAAGCCUAACCCUGAGUUAAGGCAUUUGGUAAGUAGCAUCUCCCUAAAACCGGCGUGAUUCAUCUGAGGAUGGUGCGCGAGUCUUCAAUGGGGAAAUGAGGGGCUUUGCGAUUAGGACUGUACAAGUUGAAUCUAAUCCAAGCUACACACGCGUUCCCGAUUACAUUGUCCUACAGCGUGUUUGCAGACUGGGGCCCUUAUCGUGCUCGCACUUAUCAGCAGGCAAGCGAAGGCGGAGAGAGUCACGCGUCGGCUAGCUCGAGCUUUGCGUGUACGGGUGGGAAUGUUGUUCGCCUAGACGACCAUAGGGGAAGCGGCGUCAAUACUCUGGAGCCUCGAACGUCGCAAUUCAAUUUGCCACUGAUUUGGUCAGGAGCUACGCACACAGCAUUCGACAUUUUUGUUAUGUUCAAAUUAGUAAGAGCAAUUUAGUCUGAUGAGCUACAGAGGGAUAGCUCUGACUGCUUAGCCAGCGGCAGAAGCAAGGGCUAGCCGCGAAUCUUACCGACGGCCGGGGGGUUCGGGGCGUUGUUAUCAGGGGGGGCAGCGUGAGUGGAUGGCUUCGACGUCGCAGGUGUGAGCGCGGGAGGCUUCGCGCGUGUCUGUGGAUGCAGCUUGGGGUAUCUGAUAGGACUGGCAAGGCCCUCGGUGCCGCUAAAUCUUGCGGGGGGCGGCUCUGCCAGGCAGUCAGGGGCAAGGGCAGGGGCGCGCCACUGCAGCGGACCCAAUGGAAGGGGGGGGAGAGAAUCACGCGGGGCCAAGGCUGAGCGAGGCUGGGAAGGUACGCAGUGGGCGCGCGGGGGCAGGGGCUUGCGGCGGCAGAAUGGGGCAAGCCAUACUACGGCAGCCAGAGCCGGCCCUCUCUGCCCCAGGCUGGCGGCGAGAUGGCGGCAGGCUAGCCCGCGGGCUACUUACUUAGGAUCUCCGAGGCAGCGAGAAGACGCGGCCACAGCAUACAAGCUGCCGCCCCGCUGGUUUCAUACUCAUCGCGCGGACGGGGCGAGACAGUCUGUCAGAGGCAGGCAGGCAGGCAGCACGCAGCGGCCCGCUUGGCAGCCUCGGCAGGUUGUUGCGGAUAGUCUGAAUGCCAUCAGGGGACUGCCGUCGCGGCGUCUUGGUCGGUGGUUCGGUUUGUCCGAAGCUGCGCGGCGACUUCUUGUCGGGUAGAUUGGCUUCGCCAUGGAGAUAGAAGAGGAAAAGCACCGGCGACCGCUGCACGCAGCCGGGCACGUAGUACCAAGAAGAGCCUCCAAGACUGCACGCAGGGGGGUAGCCAGUUACGCGAGCGGCCCACUUGCUUCGUUGCUUGAGCAUCGACGCCGCAGGCGUGGCGUCCUCAUCUACCAGAGCAGCGCUGGGAGCUUUCACCCAUGGCAGCCCACAGACGCCGGAGCGAGAAGACAGCGGAGGCGGAGAGGAGGGACCCACUUCCUGCGGCCAUCGAUCGCAGCGGAAGCAGGGGGCGGGCCAGGCACGCAGCCUGCCAGACUGGCAGACAUGCUGGCCCCCACCCCCCGCCACCCACGUGCGUAGGCAGAAUGCUCCCACCCCUGCAGCGGGGCUGUUGGGUGGCUUAUUUAUUGGCGACGGACUGAACGAAGUGCAAGGGGGACGCCCAGCAGGUUCGUGAAAUCAGUGAGAAGCAAGGGCAGGGCGCUCCUCGCUGAAACUAUGCGCACACUUGUGGCGGGGGCGGGUGGAAGUUAGUAGUCGCCCCCGGCGGAGGGGUGCCCGCCGUUGAAAAGAAGAGCGCACGCCCGCGGCGGCGUAGGUGGUCGCCGAUGGGACUGGGGUGGGCGGGGUUGCUGGUCGGCGCGUCGCAGGGGUUGCGUCCCACAGCAAAGAGCGACGCCCCUGGUGCUCAGGGGUUGCGCUCAGUAUUUUGAGAGCGUUGGCCCUUCGGGUUCGGGGUCUAGAGGUAGGGGGGGGCGCCCUUCGGUUAUUGUGUUUGCGUUUCUGUCUUCGGUGUUGGGUGAAGAGCUUGGGCGCGCCGUUUUGUUCGUCUUUGUUGAUUCUUGUGGAAUUAGUUCGCGGGGUGGUUGGAGUGCUUCGCUUCUUCUUGAGGAGUGUCAGCAUUAGCAGCGUAAGCCCGCGCUGUCAUUUUUGUUAGUUUGCUCUGCCAGUGGAGAGUGCGUAGGUGUGCUAUUAAAUAGGCUUGGCCAGUGCACUCCUUAGGCCCCAUCAAAAGGCUCACGGACAUGCCCUCGCUUCUUCUAAUAAGCAACUAGAGAUGCAGACGUCGGGGCGCGUGAUUGCAGAAAUCAAAAAGGCUAGCAGAGCAAAGCCUGUCCUGCUGUAUAGUAAUGCUGACAGUGCGGGCACGAUGGCGCGGCGUAACGUUUUGUGGACUGGUUUCCUUCGAAGCUCGAUAACGAUCCUGGACUUGGCGUUAAAGUUAUAAAAGAGAAGGGCAAUAAUUAGAAAUAGCUGGCACUUGCAAAAGAAGUAAGUGCCGGGAGCUGGGCCGCAUAGCACUGAGUAUAGAUUUGUUCAGAUUUGUUUUUCGCGUCUAAAUAAAGUGACUCGCAGCUUCUAGUCGGGGUGAGAAAUUUGGUUUCUGCGUGUCUAGUGCUUCUAAUAUGAUGCAUGCAGCACCAACUUUGCUUGUCGGGGAUAUCCGCUGCGGAGUCGUAUUUGCAUGCAAGGGGGCUAUUCGGCAGAAGUGACGAAGGAAGCAACCAACAGAAAGGAGAUAAGAGGCACCUGCAGCUGGGGACGAUGCUGUACACCCUGGCGCAGACUUAUCGGCUAUGACUCGUAAAGUUUAUCGGUUUUUAGGUAACACGGAUUGCCUGAAGAAAGUGAGGCCUCUUCUAAGCAAGUUGGGUUUGCGAUGUAUUUAGGGGCAUCCAUUUUUGUAGAGGCGCAACUGAGGGACAAGGAUUUGGAAAUAGUUUGCAUUUUUUACUGGUUGCAAUGGGGAGCGAAUUCUCUAAUUCUACGUCGGACGGCGGAUGUUCUGGGGCAGGUAGAUAAGUUACAAGUUGAAUACUGUCCCGCAGGAGAGGAAGAAAUCUGGUCAGCACGUGCAGAAAAGUACGCAAGGAUUCUGACGUUUCUGGAGCUAGAUUCGGCUGGUGGGGCAGUAGACUUCGAUGAAGAUUGGGGAUUGGUCUUUACCAAAACGGUAGAAGAGGUAGAGGGACGAGAAAAAGUAGUUGCGAAGUUCUAUAUCACAGGGGUGGCAAGGCUGCGAGAAGAUCGGGACGAGCAUCUGCCUAAAAUCAAAAGCGCGAUCCUCCACAUGCUGGAAAAAGUUUCAGUCAAGUACUUUGCGUUGCCGUCGUUCAACAGGUGGUUCAGUACAGAGGCGCUCAUGCAUUAUGGGAAGUUAGUACGUAGCUACGAGGUUUGAUGGCUGAUUUAUUAGCUUCCUUACGAAUGUCGAGCACUUUGCAUCUAGAGUCAUCGAGAGCCAUGCGCCCUUGGUCUUAUACAUAGCUGGAUACUUACAGAAGGAAAGCGAGUUGGUUGGAUAACAUCUAUUAACUUUGAUAAAAGUGACACUUCGCAACUUUCUUUGAAUCUUGCUAACGAAAACGUUUGCUGCUUUUGGAUUGUUUGGGCAUAACGUGGGUUUUUGUGUAUUUCGUACUGCCGCGGCGAUCUGGGGUCGAAGAAACUGAGCCGGAGAUAUGGGCCGGCACAUGUUGGAUCAACGCAUCCAAUUGGGACCGAUGCUGGAGGGCAGUGAAAUUGGUAACGUGGGACCUGCUGCUAAUAUGUAGCCAUUAUGGGACAGAUAAGAGCUCUUUACAGUAAAUUGCUUAGGAUGGCGGGCUGUAUCAAAAAAGUAAACUUCUCUCGUUUGAUUUUUGCAGGUAGCAAUGUGGUGGCAAUGAUCUUCAGUAUAGGGCUAGGGUGUAGUCGAUGGCAGGCACUGAAGCAGGAGCCCUCCAUCUUUUCGCUGCGUGUCUUCUUCUAACUGCAGCUUCUUCCAAGUAACGCGCGGAUGUACGCGGGGCAGUAUUUAGAAGCGUUCGAAAAGCAUCCGCAGACAGCAGAAGAGCUACUUCUAAGUGUCGAGCUAUAUCCUCUUGGGGUGGAAGUUUUUUCGUACUGGAGUGUAGAGCACGUUGUGCACGCAGAUGGAUGCGUUAUCAUCGGUCUCCUUCAUGCUUUCUUUGGGGGGUGGGAGCGGAUGCUAGUCGAAGGAGCUCGAUACCCCUUCUUGUUUCUGCCUCACGUGCAUUCUCGUGAAGCUUUUGAGGCAGCUCUGCAGGCUUUCAUGGAGGUACCAGAAGAGUCGGAUUUGCUAAGGAUCCAGGGCGGAUUCAAUACUAAGGUGCGGGAGCUCCUUAGAGAUGGCUCCCUCGAUAUCGAGUACUUCAGAAGCCUCCUGAUCUUGUGGAAAAAAACUUUGCUCCGAACUUCUAAUAGGAGUGAAAAUAACCACUCAAUUACUAGUAGAGUGGCUCGAAAAGCAGGCGGUCCUGCGUUACGGUCUACGAUUUGCACGGAUUUCGGAGCGGAAAUGAUGGCGAGGCAAGCUCGGCAGAAAAGACCGACUCCACGAGUAAACCGGCAAAAAAACGAGAGGUACAUCUCCGAGCGCAAUGCUUUUGUCGGUGCAGCUAUGGAAAUGCAGGGUGCAGCAGGAUCAAAAAAACAAGGAGUGGCGAAUUUUCGACGAGCGCAAAAACUCUGGAAAGAGUCAUCUGAAUUGCGGUUAGAGGGUGGAGAUGUGGCAUGGGUGACGCAGGUAAUGCAGCAAGAUGUUUAUAAGCGACGCAUGGACACUCUCAAAACAAACGUUGAGAUCACGGAGGACUAUUGCAGGCGCCUGCGAGAGUGGAAUAAGGACCCGGACGUGCAAGAGCGUAAGGCCCAGGCAGCGCGGUUUCAGCAUAUCCUAGAUGCAACUCAGGACAGACGAGCACCGUAUGCAUCUUUGCGGCAGCCGGUCGAUGAGCAGGAGGAAGAAGAGUGGAAGCCAGACCACUCUAAAUGCCUUCCAGGUGCUCACGAUGAUCAAGUGAUGGCGCCCUCGUUGGCAAUGCACAAACCAAGUGGCGACUUGUUGGCGAGAGCAGGGACGCAGCGGGCCCGAACGCGCGCCUCGUCGGAGCUCGAAGUAGCAAGGUUUCACGAUCCCGGAUCCCUCGACUUCUAUCGAAGUGCGGGCAACACCAUCUUUGCUAUCGUUGGAGCAACGAAGAAGCCGCUGGGGGCGAAUGCUCUCCAAGUGUCUGUCCUCGAGUUUGGCUCCAGUGCAGCCUUGGGGGAAGACGCAGAAGAGGUGGCUUGUGUGGAGAUUAAGCUAUCAGCGAUGCCAGUUCCAGUAACGCAGUUGCUACAAGACGAAGCAGGCGCAGCGCCAAUUAACAACGAAUUGUGGACGUUCACUGAUGUCGAGCACGUUUUGGGGACACUGCGUUUUUUCUUGGGAAAGGCAACGCGCUUUACGGAAGUGUUAGCCAUAAAAGGGAAAGCCUCAAAGGAGGAGGCUGAGGCGAAGGAUCAGGAAAACAUGGCUGCGGCGGCUAUAAAAGAUCCGGAGUUGGAGAAGCAGAUGAAGCACUGUAAAAAGGUGGAAAACAAUUUGGAAAAACUUCGUAAGUCUAGUAGUUCUGUUGUGGCAUGGCGGCAGCCAGCUGCCGACCUCAUCGCAGGGGAAAGCUCCAAAUCAAAUCAAGAGCCCCUCAGCAUCCUUCCAAACAAGGUGAAGGAGGGAGAUAUACCGAAUCUUUUAUCCUCUCAAGCGCGCAUCCUGGACGCUGCCGCUGAGCUAUCUCCUGAAGACAGCGCCGUCGAUAAGAUGCUGGACCUGUCUCGGCAGAUAGUCUUCGAGCAAUCUGCAGAGCGCGCACGGCGAAGAGCAACGCGACAAAGAAUUUUUAACAGGUAUUAUUCUUAUUCGAAGGCUUGCUGUCGGGUGGCCGAAUCAAUCUCGACCAGGGUGUCUACUGUGUUUUUGUCUCGCUUCUUUUGAGUUUUCUACUGAGUUUUAAUCUUCAGUUUUUCAUCUCACUUUUGUGGUGCCUCUUAUCUGAGAUAAUCUCUUUCUCGCUCACUCUCAGCGCGGGAAACCACAGCGAGCAUCAGUGGGCAAAUCCCCUAAAUGCGCUCAAUGAGGAAGAAUUGGGUGAGCAUCAGAAGCAGCUGCAAGCGAACCGGUUAGCCCUUCUUACCGACGAGUCUCUUUUGGAGUUUGCUCCGGGAUUUUCCGUGAGAGUUCGCGCUUACAACGAAGUGGUGCAGUGUAGUAUUAUGGCCAAGCUUUGUUUAUUAUGUAUAAAAAAAGAAUCUUAAUAUAAAUAUGUAGCUGACCCUAUUAAAUUCUGCGUGAGUACUUCAUUCUGUACUGUGCAGAGUCUAUGGCCUAUACUCAGUUUUUGGUAGGGGUUGUUGUACUUUGUUAGUUUCCCAGCUAAAGAUAAGGAAAUGGUUAACGUUAGGUCCUUUAUUAGAGUACACGCAGGCCAUGGGCUGGCUUUUGAUUCUAAUCAUUUGCCGCGCAAGGAGGGCUUUGCGGCAGAAAUGUUGAAAUUGGAGGGCCUCAACGCUACCAGACAGGUGAGCAUUCGCAGCUACGGCCUGAAAGGCGCGAGAGCCGUCUGCGCCAUUUGGUCUUGGAUGGUUUACUACCUGCACAGCAGUGGCGCCGAAGAGAAAAGUGCACAGGCGGAGGAGGAGGGUGAGCCAAGGAGUAAGGAAGACGAAGGCCGCGCAUAUGAGCAGCAUAACGAAGAAUACACUCGCAAAAUGGCGCUGCGAAUCGCAGCAGCCUGUCGAAUUAUACAAAGUGAGGACAACAAAAAAGAGGCAUCUAACUGGCAAGGAGCAGUGGCUCUAGUGCAAGGUCAAUCAUCUUUACCAAGAAAGUAUCGAUACCUCUCGCGAGCCGAUGAAGUAGAAGGUGCAGCGGCUGCUUCAUCAACAUCUUAAAAAACAAAAUUCGCGGUCAGGGAUACAAAUAAUUAAAUGGCAAAUAAAGGCCUCUAAAAAGGACAAGUCAUGCAAGAGAGAUAAGUAACGAAGAAGGAGUAUGAGUAAGGAUGUAAGAUAGAAGCAUAGGCGUGUGUAAUGAACUGCUUUUAAAGUAUGAUCCACAGCAAGCGGGACUGCACAAGCGAACCCCAGCUGAUCAAGGUCAAUCUAUGAGUUGUGGCCCAGCUGAUCACCCAGCUGAACAAGGUGAGCGCUAGGUAAGUAACCCAGCUGUUCACCCAGCUGUUGGAGAUGAGUCACGCAGCUGUCACCCAGCUGAUUAACCAGCUGUUGCGGGUGGGUCCGGCAGCUGCCACCCAGCUGAUUAACCAGCUGAUGGGAGUGACGCACCCAGCUGCCAACCAGCUGAUCAACCAGCUGUUCAACCAGCUGAUCAACCAGCUGAUAAACCAGCUGACCCCAGGUACUGGGUUUCCUGUAUGAAAACCCAUAGGAGGUUCCGUUGGUUGAUCAGCUGGUUGAUCAGCUGGUUGAUCAGCUGGUUGAUCAGCUGGUUGAUCAGCUGGGUGAGCCCUCCCCUCAGCUGGUUGACAGCUGGGUGUGUCACCUCCAUCAGCUGGUUGAUCAGCUGGUUGACAGCUGGGUGUCUCAUCUACAUCAGCUGGUUGAUCAGCUGGGUGACAGCUGGGUGAGUCACCUCCAUCUGCUGGGUGAUCAGCUGGGUUACUAACCUGACGCUCACCUUCUUCAGCUGGGUCACAGCUGGGUGACUAACCUAGCGCUCACCCUGCUCAGCUAGGUGAGGGCAGGCUGGCAGCUUUCCCUAUACCUGCCGAGUGACAGCUAGAUGCCUAAUAAGUCGUGAACUGUUUUUACCUGAGUAGCAAGCGCAAUCGUCCACUUGCUGACUUCCUGAGAAGUGUAGCUGAGCUGUGGUAGUGAUGUAGCCGUUAGAGGACAGCAGUCGUGAGGCAAUUCCAGUUGUUUGCACAGAGCAAAAUGACGUCUACAUAUUCUUGACGAUGAUAUACACAAGUGAAUACUUUCCUGAAGGAUCUACAGGUCUUGCAAAGAAUUAUUAUUAUUACGAUUAACAACGCUAAAUAGCCUCAGACUGAAGCAAUAAGAGCUGUAGACAAAAACACUGGUUCGUCGAAAUUGUAGGAUGUAUGCAAAUUUCGAGACUCACUCGCAC
Molecule: messenger RNA, 8834 nt
Organism: Amoebophrya sp. A25
Lineage: Eukaryota; Dinophyceae; Syndiniales; Amoebophryaceae
Source: the annotation of a GenBank genome assembly